AUGAGAUUACAGUGGCUAUGUACAUUAGCGUCUAGUCUCAUAGCGGUUUCGUCUGCUGAUGACAUUGACCACCCAGACUUCAACUUCAAAUCCUUGGGAGGAGAGUUGGGAUUGCUAGGUGCGUUCUCGGCGAUAUCCUCCUAUAAAACAGCAAACCAGUCGCUGUUUUUAUCGUUGGCCAACGAUAAUAGUAAUACUACCACUAGUACCACUAAAAGGAAAAGAGACUCAUCUUCGUCGUCUUCUAGUUCCUCAAGCAAUCUCUACCUUAGAGACCUCACCAGCAAUAGCGUCGACUCACUAGCUGAGGUCAAUGGGGACUUGAAGACCCUCUACAACUUAAACAACGGGAAUGUUCUUGUUACAGGGAACUUCUCUCAAUUCACAGCAUCGUCAUCAUCUUCAUCGUCAUCUAACUCUAGCAUAAUACCUCCAUUAAUAUUCAACGUCACUUCAGGCGAAACAACUUCGAUAUUCAACUCAUCCACCCUCACAAAUGGCUCGGUCACUACAGUACUUGUAGACGACGACUUGAUAUACUUGGGUGGAGAUUUCCUGUUCAAUGGUACUUUUGGUGCAGCCAUCUACAACAUCACAUCGGCACAGUUGUACACUACACCCUUUGAAGGGUUUGGUCUGGGAUCUGCUGUCAACACCAUUGUGAAGAUCUUGGACAGCAAUAGUGACGACUCUUCAACAUCAGGCUCUAUUGUUUUUGGAGGUGACUUCGAUACUCUUGGUCUCGAUGAUUUGCUUGUGCACAAUGUUACUUCUCCCAAGACUAACAAUACAAACAGUACCAAUACAUCGUUGAUAACGGCAGAGCAAAUCAUUUCUUUGCAAAAGGGAAUAUUCUCCUCAACCGAUGGUGAUUCGUCUACCCCUUUGAACACUUUGAUAUGUCCAGAAACUUCCUCGGGCUGGUCUGUAGAAGCAGGUGUUGGAGGUGAAUGGUUGGUUGAAUUACCCAACGAAAUGAAGGGUUUGGUCCCAACUAAAGUCAGGUUGUAUGUACCUGAGCUGGGUGACAAUUCAGUUAAGCUUUUCAGAAUAUAUUCGUACCCCAAUAAUGGGAUUAUGAAUCUUUCUUACAUCGACCCGGAAUCUAAUGUAUUGACCUAUUGUGACGCUUGGUGUCCAUUAUCUAAGUUUUCAGAUUUAUCUAAAUACACUGAGAGUAAUAUCGAUAACGCAGACUCUUUGAGUUAUGAUGAUACAACUUACAUAGAUACAUCAGACGGUGCAUACUCUACAUACUAUGACUCAUCAACGAAGACGAAAAGCUUAGGAUAUUCAUCCAAUUAUCAAGAGUUUGCAUUCAAGGAUGAGUUAUCAAUUGACAAAGUCGGUUUAACUAUUUUGGAGUGGUAUGGUGAUCAAGGAACAAUUCAAGGAUUUGAACUAUACCUGAAUUCAAUUAUAGUGUAUGGUGAUAAUGGAUUGAACUCACCAAAUUGUGACAGCAUCGAUGAUACAUCAAAUUACAGUCAAUUAAGUGGAGGCAAUUGGAAGAGUGUGCUAAAUUACACCACGGCAUCUUCAUCUUCAUUCGAUGAUAUCAAUUACUUAGUUACCACUGUUGAUACUGGAAGCGAUACUGAUUUAAGUGUGACUUUCUAUCCUAAUAUUUCAUACUCAGGAGAUUACCAACUCUUGAUAACUACACCAGGCUGUAUCUUAGACGAUUCUUGCGACUUACGAUCUAUAGUCAAUGUGACCGUCUAUGACGUGGACGAUCAAGUAUUAUCUAGUCAAUUAAUUUAUCAAAAUAAUGAUUAUGAUAAAUUCGAUUACUUAUAUUACGGUCACAUGAAUGGUAGUGCGACGAGCGAUGGCCAAAAUAAGAUCGUUGUCAAAUACGAUGAGCCUGUUAUCUCAGGAACUGAUAAUCCAUGGUUUGUGAUUGAUAAGGUUACGGCUGAUAUUGUAUCAUUGGACACAUACUAUUCAUCCAAUACUACCAACAGUACCAAAAGUUCAAGAAGCUCUAAUGUAUCUACCAUUUCAAUUAAUGGUUUGUUUGAGUAUAGUUUGGCCAAUUUCUCCAAUUUUGAUGCCAGCUUGGUCAAGAAUGCUACCAACACAUUCGUAGGGAACUCUUCAAUCAACUACUUAAGUGGAAAGUUAGCCUCUGGAAGUAACAUCACCAAUAUUAUACGAAACGGUUCCACAUUAGUUUUAUCUGGAGACUUCUCUGUCAAUGAUACAGCAAAUUCCAACUUGACGAGUAAUAUGAUAACAUUGGAUAUCAGUGGAUACAGUAAUGACUUAAAUGAGACGGAAAUUUCCACAACUUUGAGGAAGAGAGCUGAUGGCAGCACUAGUUCCACAGCAUUUGGAGCUGAAUUUGAUUCUACAGUGAAUACAAUUAUGGAGUUCAAUGGAGGCUUUAUUUUCAUUGGUGACUUCACUGCGUACGCUAUUGCUGGAGGUGCAAUUCCUCAAUUGGCACCAGGUUCAUCUAAUACGUCUUCUAUGAAUAACUUUGCUUUGUAUAACGCCACUUCUUGGUACUCUUACGGUAAUGAUAAAAUUGACAGUAAUUUCAAUAGUAUGGUGAAUGUCACAGUUGACGAUAUACAAUACUUGAUAUUCAGAUCAGAUGAUAACCUGAGUGCAGUUUUUGAUAACACCAAUGGUAAGUGGAUUUCAGAAUCUGAUGAUCUGUACAACUUAUAUGACAUUUCUGCGUCACUUAACAUAAAUUCUAAACAGCAGAUUUUGGGAUCCUCAUCUUCAUUUAAUGUCAUGGAUCUUUAUAGCGUCGAUCAGGCUACUGUUAACUCCGAUAGCAAUGACUCUUUUGUUUCGUUUAACUUUACCAUAAGUGACAGUAAGGCAUCAGGAAGCUAUAUCUUGGACUCUUUGUUCAUUAACAGCUCACUUAGUGUUUUAAGUGGUAGUUUUAAUACUAGUGAUGGCAUUGAGAAUGUUUUACUUUUGAAUGCCAAUGACAACAGCACUACACUGUUAGAAGGAACUGUUGAUUGGAAUGAUGCCACAGUUCAAGCUCUCUAUGGUGGUUCUGAUAUUUCGUACUUGGUCCUUGGUGUCAAUGGUUCUAUUUCUAUUGAUGGCGAAAGUCAAUCUGCUGGAGUUGUAUUUUACGACUUGGACAAUAAGAAUUUUAGUAGUGACUUGAAGCCUGCUGAAUUGAAUACUAGCACGUCAACUUCACUUGACAUUAACAUAUUGGCAAUCCAUGACAGUGAUUCUAAGUUAUUGGUUGGGGGGAACUUUGCCACCGCUGGUUCUUUAGACUGCCCAGGACUUUGCAUCUAUGAUAUAAUAAAUAAGAGAUGGAUACAACCUACUAGCAAUAAUUCUAUAAGUGAUGGAAGUAUAGUUACUGAUCUUAAAUUCUACACACUGGAUCUGGUGUUGAUUGCCGGAAACAUUACAUUUGCAGGAUCUUCACAAACUUUUGUCACCUAUAACUUUGAAAGUCAAACUUUUAGCAGUGCUCCUUCAUCUGUUAAUUCUAAUAUUUCUCAGGGCAUUGAAAAGUUCAUACUUGUUGAUGAUAGCUCAAAGGUAUCAGGUAGAAUGUUGGCAUUUGGAAAAGAUUUUGUUAGCGCGUAUGAUGGUUCAAGUUGGAACAAUAUUGAUGACUCUAUAACAUAUUCAGCUUCAACGAAGUUUAGCGAUAUGAAGUUGUUAACCCUUGAGUCAUCAAACUCAGCUAAUAAUGAAACCUUUUUUGACGAAGAUCAAAUCUUAAUGUUGGCAGGGAGCUUUGAAUUAAGUGAAUAUGGAUUGGUCAAUGCUGCAUUAUACAAUGGUACAGCUUGGAUACCUUAUGCAUUCACCACUAGUAACGACAAUUCAGGCAACUUAGGUGUAAUCAAUUCCAUUCUCGUCAAGGAUAAUUUUGGAUUUACAUCUUCUAGUAGCUUAGGAAGCUCUAGUAGAUUUAUGUCAAAGGGUAAGGUAGUGGGUAUCUCUUUGGCUUGUGCAAUUGGAUCUACAAUCUUCUUGAGUUUAUUGUACUUAAUUCCAUACUUUGCACUUUUCAGAAAAUCAAAGGACGAUUCCGUUGCUAGUCAAAGAAUCCAUGAAAGUGAUAUGAUGGGUGCGGUUAAUCCUGAAGAUUUGAUUCAUGAGAUAGACAUACAAAAGAGAUAA
Dujonia railenensis is the source of this 4125-nucleotide messenger RNA. The record is from the annotation of a GenBank genome assembly. NCBI's taxonomy places the organism in Eukaryota, Fungi, Ascomycota, Pichiomycetes, Serinales, Debaryomycetaceae.